This is a messenger RNA of Ostrea edulis (European flat oyster), 2750 nucleotides long. Its product is annotated as calcitonin receptor-like. Gene Ontology annotation, molecular function: G protein-coupled peptide receptor activity. Gene Ontology annotation, cellular component: plasma membrane. NCBI's taxonomy places the organism in Eukaryota, Metazoa, Mollusca, Bivalvia, Ostreida, Ostreidae. Gene Ontology annotation, biological process: cell surface receptor signaling pathway; adenylate cyclase-modulating G protein-coupled receptor signaling pathway. The transcript has 12 exons. Bases 346 to 1587 code for a protein of 413 amino acids. The record is from RefSeq and is a predicted model, not a curated record.
GCCCCGGUGUGUUAUAGGCAGAGGCUUUCUGAUUUGUAAAUCUUCAGAAAUAAUCUUAUUCUGUGAGUGUGUCCUCGAGUUAUAUAAGAAAUAGAAUUUUACAGUAAUUUUCUAAUUGUGACCUGGUGCCUAGACUUUACUCGGAUUACUACACGGGACAGAGUGUCUGUUUACACACCGAAGCAAUUUAAUUCGAUGUGCUCUGAAUUUCAAGAAAACCGAUAUUAUUAAAGGAAGACAUUAGCUGCAGGUUAAAAAGAAGGAGAAGAAGAAAACAAAACCAAAUAGAUUUUCCAGUUUCCAGUGUCAAAGAAGGAAUACUGUGUUGGGCAGCAUUACCAAGGAAUGGCUGGGAAUUUUUCUCUGCUUCAACAUCCGUUAUAUAUACAAUAUUAUUCCCUAUCUAGAUUACAGUGUUUGAGAAAUGUGAUAUCACAACCCCCGCCUGGUGCUGCUGAACGGUACUGCCCUCCUAGACACGACCAUUUCAUGGGUUGCUGGAACUACACAGAUGCGGGAACUAGGGCUUAUCUCCCUUGUCCAAACAUACCCGGCUUUGCACCAGAAAAGCUGGCAUACUUUGACUGCUUGGGGAAUGGUUCCUGGUUUGUACACCCAGCCACUGGGAAGGAAUAUGCCAAUUACACGGACUGCAGAAACUACCAUAAUGUCAUAAAAGAGACAGAAAAAGACAUUGCGCAUGUGUACGUAUCGAUUGCCGGAUUUAGCGUGUCGCUCAUUCUCCUUGUCUGCUCUCUGAUAAUUUUCUUCAAGUUCAGACAGUUGCGGUGCGACAGAAUCACAGUUCACAAAAAUCUUUUCAUCUCAUACGUCAUGACAGGCCUCUUAAAUACCGGAUACUUGUCCGUAGUCGCUUUUGAUGAUAGCAUUCUGAUAGAAAAUCCGGUAUGGUGUCAGGCGCUACAUGUCAUCACACAGUACGCGGUGGUCAGCAACUUCGCCUGGAUGUUCUGUGAGGGUCUCUAUCUCCACACCUUAAUGAUCAAUACCUUCAUUUCCGGAAACGUCGUCAUCACUGUAUGUUUCAUCAUUGGUUGGUUUGUGCCAUUAGGUCUGACAGCGGUCUAUACUAGUAUCAGAGCGAUACUUUCAAUCGAUACUCAAUUUUGCUGGUUGUAUGAGAGUUCGUUACAAUGGAUUCUGUUUGCACCAGUUGUGCUGUCCAUGCUGAUCAACGUUUUAUUCGUGAUCAAUGUUGUCCGUUUAUUGGUAACGAAACUAAGACAGAGACCGGAAAUAGGCCAAACAAGAAAAGCGGUUCGAGCCAUGGCCAUUCUGAUCCCAUUGCUGGGUUUGCAGUUUCUUGUUUUCGUCAAGCGUCCUAACGAUAAAGAUUCCACCCUAUAUGACGUCUACACUUAUACGGUAGCCAUUGUUAUAUCACUACAGGGUUCAUUUGUCUCCAUCAUCUACUGUUUUUGUAAUGGGGAGGUACUGGUACUCCUGAGGCGAAGAUGGGAUCAACACAGAGUGAUGCUACUGAGGGAACAGAAGCGCACGCACUCCGCUACAGCUUCUACGACAUAUACCUUUAUGGAUCACACGUCACUAACACACGCGCCAUGAAAUUGUCUUAUGUUCUGUAGUUGAGCUCACAGGGUUAACAUUGCUAUUACUACGAAUAAGCUAAAGUUUAACAUUGCUAUUACUAUGAAUAAGAGUCUAGUGUUCUUGUUUUCAUCACUUGUCAAAGCAAAGUCGACGAAUGCGUGAUUGAAAUUGACACGUUUACUCUGCAUUAGCGUUCGCUGACAGUUCCUGUAGAUGCAAGCUUCAAUCAUUUCUGCAAAGAGUGAUUUCAUAUGUUAAAGGUCGAGAACACACAAAGGCCAUAGACAGAAUAACCAGUCUCCUUUUCUUAUUCGUUGCACAGGUAAUUGUAUCGCUUUGGUUCGAAUUUACCAUUAAAGACAAGGUACAGAACCCUAUUAUCUUUAGAGAAGUCGAGAGGCAUAGCCUUCAUCGACUUCUCUUCGCAAUUAAGCAUUCAUAUUUUGAUUCUGGAAAACGUGUAAAUGCCGGAGUCGGUGACGGUUUAUGCUUCGACUCAGAUUUGCCUGGAUUUACGCAAUUUAGACAACAUGUACAGCAAUGCACAAAACCGUCACAAGGAAAUCAAAACUUACUUGCUUUUAAUCCAUUUUCAACAUGUUCCCUGUCACGGGUUUACGUUAACUGGUCUUGGGAGCUGUCACAAUAGGGGACCAGUUAAGAGAAAAGCAGGCUGACGUAAUCAGAGUCGUGAUUACCUGUGAUUCGUUCUUUCAUGUAUGUAAUUCUUAAUAGUGGUAGAGAAAUGAAACCAAAUUACAGUGUUUUUGUCAUUUGUUAUAUGCACUGUACAUUGCCCCGUGACUAAUUCAUUUGUAGAAUUAUUUGUGUAUGAUUUGUUUCUUGUAAUAUUAGAUACGAUUGUUUCUGUUUGAUAAAUUGGCCAAAUCAGAUCAUCUUUAAAGUUGUUUGUUCCGAAUUUCGACAAAUUUUGCCCACCUUGUAAAACACUGUCGUACUAGUACAUGUAUUAUGAGGCUCUAUGUACAACAUAUAAUAAAUUAUAUCCCUUGUUUUAACAAAAUGUUUUCGUUUUAAAUUGGUGUCACUCGGUUAUUUCUAAUGCGUAUUCAGAAGAUAAAUCAAGCGGCAUUCACGUGUCGAGUUCGGUAAGAUGAUCGGCGGCUUGGUGUGUAAAGCUGUGUAUUGUGUUACUACAGUACCGUGCCAUAUAAAAG